Molecule: messenger RNA, 2655 nt
Organism: Sceloporus undulatus (fence lizard)
Lineage: Eukaryota; Metazoa; Chordata; Lepidosauria; Squamata; Phrynosomatidae
Gene: C1H11orf24
Product: chromosome 1 C11orf24 homolog
Exons: 5
Coding region: 315-1733 (472 amino acids)
Source: RefSeq, a predicted model, not a curated record
CGGGGAGGCAUGUGGCGGGCCAGCGGCGGUGAAGGCAGCCACUGCCGCCUCCCCCUCUUGGCUUUGCCUUGGUCGCUUCCGUGGCGCUUCCUGGUGAGCAGCCGGGCCCGACCACUCCGAGGUUUGUGUUACAAUAGCUGUGGAAACUACAGAUUAAGAGUGAGGAGGGAGACCACAAAAACAAGAUGACAGCAGGGAGAACCCAGGAUGCAGAAACUUGGAUGUGUCACUUAAGGGCCUGACUGACAGCAACUGGUAAAUCUGGUGAACACCAUCCAGAGAAGUUUCAUCUCCUUCCAGAGCAACCCUUCAAGAUGUGGGUGGCUCUUGUUUCUUGCUUCCUAAUUUCCUUGGGUGUGUCUGAAAGUGAGAGCUCUGUCUUGAGGGAGAGUUGGAUCCAGGUAACACACAUACACCCCCUCAGUAGUGUAAAACACUGUGAACAAGCUUGUAAAGGACUCACAGCUUCAGGUCAUCACUACUGCUGGUCGGUGCUGUAUCAAAGCCGCUGUGUCCUCUUACGCUGUCCCCAACUGAGUGCAUGUCAGAAUGCCAGCACACAGGAUAUCAAAGAACUCAUGGGAGAAUUUAUGAUCCGUAAAAGAAGAGACCAUGAUGCAUCCCAUAAGAUGAAUGGUACAGAAAGCGCAAAUAAAGAAGAAGAGAUGCUAAAUAAUGCAGAGAGAAAUAUAGAAAUGCCUCUUUCAUCAACAACUCAAGCAAGGGCAACAACAGAAGAUACUACAGUCCACACCACAUUAGCAAUCAGAUCCAAUACGAAGAAGGCUACCAGUGCUAGCCCUGUGACUACUACCAUUUCUCAAGAUAGAGCAGGAGCAACAGCCAUAACCAACAGUACUAACAACAAAACCACAAAGCCACAGAACAGAAAAGUCAGCACUGCAACUAUUAAUCCAGCUUCCAGGAUCUCCCUUAACACCACAUUAUCAGCUACCACACCUUCCCUUUCAAAAGAUGAUGGUACUAAUGUUAAGACUACAGAAGGUUCAAAAGGAGUGCAGGCCAGUACCUUAAUUUCAGGAGGAGUUGAGAGAACAACACCAGCAAAAGCUCCUCUCAGGACUACUGCUACUGCUGCUGCAGCUCUGCGCACAACAGCAAAAUAUUUAGUGCUUUCCACAGCCCCCAAAAUAGUUAUUCCACCUAGCACUUUCACACCAGUAAUCUUGUCUACAGGUACAAGCACCCACAGUCCACCAACGUCAGCCAUCACAAACACAACUAUAAUAACUACAAGAUCAACUGCAGCAACAACAUUGAUAGCAGCUAUCCCUGCAGCAGCAGCAACAAAGUCAGCUGAAUUCACAACAGUUGUGACAGACAAAGCAAAGCCUUCUUUAAGUAUGGUAACUCCAGCUUUCUCUACAAAGGGUGCUGAAGUCACUGCUACACAGCAGACAGAGUCUACCAGUCAACCAGUGGGAGAAACGACUUAUACACAUUCCUUGGUGCUGUUUACAACUAAAAGUUCAUCAACUCCAUCCAAAUCAAUAACUGUGGAACAAGGAAAAGAUCAGCAGGACACAGAGAGUGAGAGUAGCUAUCGGCAGGUAGAUUUCACUUUGCUCCUAGCAGUUCUUCUCUUUGGAGUCCUGUUUUUUGUAACAAUUGUAGUCUUAUUUGCUAUACAGGCCUAUGAGAGCUACAGAAAGAAAGACUAUACUCAGGUGGACUAUCUAAUCAAUGGGAUGUAUGCAGACUCAGAAAUAUGAAAGCAAUACAGAUGCAAAGGACAAAGCUAACAGUAUACAGUGGGAGUAGAAAAGCCUCAUGUGGCUUGUUGUUCCAUUCCUUGUUCUGUCUCUAAGACCAACUGAAAGUGCUUCCAAAUUACAUUUGGUGCAAUGUAGGAGAAAUGCCAUGUAUUCUACUUUUGAAAGUAAUUUUUUUAACACACACACAGGUUGCCAUGGAUAUAUUGUUUCUCCAACUGCAGUUUUACUUCUGUUGUGCUAGUUUUAUUUGUCAUGGUCAAGGGCUGUCAAGUGCUGUGAGGGGGUACCCUUAUCGGAAGACUGGUGUCCUUCUUAAAUUGUUCAGGUUAUCUUCAAGCCCUAUCGACCCCCGUGAAUUAAAUGAUUAAAAAGGGUGUUCCCCCUAGGUUUUUAAAAAAAAUAAAUAAAUAGUGGCAUUUCUGAUGCUUGUGUGUCUCACAGGGACUGUGUGGACUUUUGGUAAUCGAAAUGUCUGACCAAAGACAGGUGGGAUUGGUGCAGGGGGUCCAACCUCAAAGAGUGCCAAGUGCAACAAACCAUUGCUUUGCAUAACUUGUGACCUCUUCAUGUAUGGUACGUUUCUCUGCACUUCUAGCUACAGCAGUAAAAGACCCAAGGGGAGAAUUUGUUGGCUCAACAUGCUGCCUAAGAGUCAAUGCUUGUUCACAGGUUACAAAGAAUCUUGAAGUCUCCUAUAAUUACUAAGCAUUCCUAUUGUUUCUUGUUAGGGGUUAAGUUUGCUGGAGCAGCCAUCUUGUCUCGGUGACCUCGCUGCUUGUUUAAAAAAAAAUCUGUUUAAUAGACUCUGUUAAUGCUGUGCUGCUUCCUAAUCAUGGUGGUUCUUCCUUGAGGGGCUUCUGCACCUUUAUAUAAUUUUAUUUUUGUACUCAUUCACUUAAUAAAUGAGGCCUGGAAGGCA